CGCUUCCCACCUGUCGAGUGUUUCCGACUUCCAUCAUGAACCAUGCCAUGAUGGGCCGUCAGCACGCGAUGGACACGGAAGAUGCGGCAGAGCUGAACUUGGGUGAAGACUUCCAGCAAGAAACGUGCUUGUCGAAUGCAGAAGUGGCGGUGAUUCUCGAAAAGCAAAAGUCGGACUACGAGAGUUCCGAGAAGCCACUCACGUCGGUGUUCCAGAAGACAUAUUCAUACGUGCAGAGGUUCUCGGGGACGAAGGACCCGGUUGCCAACCAGGCAAGUGUCACGGAGCUUCGUGAGGCUCUGAUUACGUAUGAGUUCACGCGCGAGAGUCCGGACGACCCGUCGCAAGCGAUCGAAGUGCGGUUGGAAGAGUUUGAGAUCGCGUGUCUCUCGAACUUGAAUCCUGAAGAGCCCGAAGAAGCGAUGGCGCUUAUCCCGAGCUUGAACAAGAAGUUUACCGAGGAAGACAUUGACGAAAUUCUCCAAAUUAUUGCGCGCACGACGGCGCGCAUGUACGCCUAAUACGACCGCGAACAUCCUCCAACACGACACUGGAUGUAGAUGCUGUCCUCGCGUGGCUCUCUUCCAGGUCCUUAAGUUGAUCAAGGUCAUCGCUGUCUGCGCGCUCCAUGACGAUAAAUAGUCGCACCCAUUUCCGCGUCA
Molecule: messenger RNA, 662 nt
Organism: Aphanomyces invadans
Lineage: Eukaryota; Oomycota; Saprolegniomycetes; Saprolegniales; Verrucalvaceae
Exons: 1
Coding region: 36-521 (161 amino acids)
Biological process (GO): transcription initiation at RNA polymerase II promoter; nuclear-transcribed mRNA catabolic process, deadenylation-dependent decay; mRNA export from nucleus in response to heat stress
Cellular component (GO): P-body; RNA polymerase II, core complex
Molecular function (GO): translation initiation factor binding; nucleotide binding
Source: RefSeq, a predicted model, not a curated record